AUGUCGGACUGGAACGCUGCUGCGGGUGGUGCAGAAUGGGACUCCGGUGCUGGAGCUGCUGGCAAUGCUUGGACCGAUGGCGUUGACGCUGGUGCGAGUGCUGGCGGCGACUUCGGUACUACGAACGGCGAUGCCACUCAGAAAGGAGCUGGAGCUGGAGGGGAUUUCACGUGCCGUCGCUGCGGUGAAGCUGGGCACAUGGCUCGUCAAUGCCCAACCGCUCCCGAAGGUAGUGGCAAUGAUGGCAAAUGUUUCAAUUGUGGCGAAGAAGGCCACUCAAAGGUCGACUGUCCCAACCCUCGUGUGUUCAAAGGGAUCUGCCGCAUUUGCGAGAAAGAAGGUCACCCAGCUUCUGAAUGUCCCGACAAACCUCCACCCAAAUGCUUCAACUGCAAGCAGGAAGGGCACCAGACCUCGGAAUGCAAAGCAAAUCGGGUCUUUGACACGUCUCGUGUAGCUGACAUGUCUGCCGAGGAUGCUUGGGAAGCCCUCCAGAAGGCAGAUGAGGAGCGUGAAUUGGAGGAUUUCCGUGAGGCCUUCAGAGUCUACACCAAGGUAGCUUCCGAUGCCACGUACGAUGAGCUCGAGACGGCAUUUCGUGUUAAUAAUUUCAAUACGUAUCUCAUCGCAACAGAGAACGAGUUACUUAAGACUCAUACAUACGUCAAUCUCCAAGGAGAACUUGACAAGACCUACAAAGUCGGCUUCCAUUUAAGCCCUAAGCCAAAGCGCGAGACCGCGAAGCAAGGAUGGCCAGAGACACCGGAGGAGAAUCUUGAGCGUCUCAAGGAUGCUGGUCUACCCAUGGAGCGUGGUAUUCCGAAGUGCAUACGCUGUGACGAGCUUGGCCACACCGCUCGUGCCUGCCCCGAGGAGGCUGUCGAGAACGCAGAUAGGGUCCAAGUCAAGUGCGUGAACUGUGAGGAAGUCGGUCACCGUGCUCGCGACUGCCCCACACCGCGAGUGGAUAGGUUUGCCUGCCGUAAUUGCAAACAAUCCGGUCACACAUCCGCUGAAUGCACCGAGCCACGCUCCGCUGAAGGAGUCGAGUGCCGCAAAUGCAACCAGAUGGGACACUUCUCGAAGGACUGCCCUACUGGUGGGGGAAACAACUGCCGCAACUGCGGUAAGGAGGGUCACAUGAGCAAAGAGUGCGACAAGCCGCGCAAUCCAGCAACUGUGACAUGCCGAAAUUGCGAUGAGAUGGGACAUUUCAGCAAAGACUGCCCCAAGCCUCGUGACUACAGCAAAGUCAAGUGUUCUAAUUGUGACCAAAUGGGCCAUACCAAGGUACGAUGCAAGGAGCCAAUAAGAGAAGUUGACGAUGGAGGCUUUGGUGCCGGCGGGGACACAGGCGGUUUCGAUGCCCCGGUCAGUGGUGAAGAUUUUGCCGCUCCGGCCGCCGGAGGAGUAGAUGAGUGGGCUGCUGGCUCUGGAGGAGCGACUGAUGACUGGGGUACCGCGCCAGCGGCUACGACUGUGGGAGGAGGAGGUCAAGACAACUGGUAG
Molecule: messenger RNA, 1509 nt
Organism: Letharia columbiana
Lineage: Eukaryota; Fungi; Ascomycota; Lecanoromycetes; Lecanorales; Parmeliaceae
Exons: 10
Coding region: 1-1509 (502 amino acids)
Biological process (GO): positive regulation of cytoplasmic translation
Cellular component (GO): cytoplasm
Molecular function (GO): single-stranded RNA binding; zinc ion binding; mRNA binding
Source: RefSeq, a predicted model, not a curated record